Oreochromis aureus is the source of this 2515-nucleotide messenger RNA. RefSeq lists its product as uncharacterized. The record is from RefSeq and is a predicted model, not a curated record. The transcript is spliced from 6 exons. NCBI's taxonomy places the organism in Eukaryota, Metazoa, Chordata, Actinopteri, Cichliformes, Cichlidae. Bases 280 to 912 code for a protein of 210 amino acids.
CAUUCAGUAGCUUUCUUUUGACAGGGUGUAACUUGAUUCCCAAGGCAACUGUUGCCACCACAAGACACAACACAUACAUCUGUACGUCAGUAUAAUCUCUAGGCAGCACCACAUAGCAAUCAGUAUAUUUAAAUUUGGAUUUUUUUUUUUUUAUGUGUGUUGUUGCAUGUUGAUUUAAUGCUAAGGCAACUACACCUUUAAGAGGAAAAGUAGAGCUCUGGAAGUUCUGAAAGUUUCAUUGGACUCCUCUGGUGUGCGAAUAGAAGUGUGAAGUAUAAGAUGAAACUACCAGCCAUCUCCAUAGCUUCCACACCAGUCUGUAUUCCUCGCGCACCUCCUGUCCGGCAAGGUCGCUGCCUGUUGGAUACAACCGUGAAAUUUCCCGUAAUUUCAGACUCCGCACAGUUUUGGAAAAGCAAUCAGAGUAUUCCCAGAUUGAACCCUUUACACCCACCAUUUGUCCAUAAACGCACCGUCAGUCUGGAGACACCAGAUGUUCACCAACACAACCACCAGAGGACACUGAUCAUGCAGAGAAGAGAGCAUUACAGAUAUCAUCAGGUAUGGCGAAAACCCUUCUAUGGAACCAGCAAUGAGAGAGAAGAGUACAGGAAGGAGUUGCGAGAGCAGCUGAAGAGACAAAUGGAGGAGAAAUGUGCAGCAAUAAAGCUGCAGCUGGCCAAUAAAAUAAAGGAAGCAGAGACUCUCCGAGAAGCAGACCGUCUCGAUCUGGCCAGUGAACGAGAGCAAAGGAUCCAGCACAGCAAAGCAAUGGCGGUGUACAGAGAUGAGAACAAGAGGCUAAUGGAGCAGAGCUGGAGGGACAGAGCACUAACACGUUCCCAGGAGGCCCUGAAUGAAAGAGAGCUGCUGCGCCUCAACCCCAUCAACUGGAGUGGAACACUGAAAUAGGUCAAACCUCCCCGGGAGGUCAAAACGUCAGACUCAGGCCUCACUGUAGCAUGUGUGUCAGGUGGAAAAAUGGGAUCCCAAAUGUACAGUGCAGGAUCACUAAAGGAACUAAUUUUAAAACAUUUUUGGAUUACAUUUGGAUUCUUUCAAUUCACAGUUUUUGUAUCAGGUUAUUAAAAAAAAACAAACAACCUAUCCGGUCUUCGGCAAAUCUUAAAAUCAGGUCAAUACAACCUCAUGUGAACAUAUCAUACAAUGUCAUCAUUUAUUUAAACACAAAUUUAGACAAAAUACAGAAGCAGUGUUUGACAAAGUUAGUACACCCUUAUUACUUCCAUAGAAAUUCAGAAAGUAAGCAACACUAGGUGAGCUGAUCUGUUUCCUCUUAAUUUAUUGAUAACCAGCAAGAUUAUUAGCAAUAAUCUGAGGUAUAUCAGUCAGUAUGUCAGUCUGCCCCAGGGCAGCUGUGGCUACAACAGUAGCUUGCCUCCACCAGUGUGUGAAUGUGAGAGUGAAUGAAUAGUGGCAUUGUAAAGCGCUUUGGGUGCCUUGAAAAGCGCUAUAUGAAAUCCAAUCCAUUAUUAUUAUUAUUAUAUAUAUAUGGUCAUAAAGAGUAUUCAAAAGUGAAAAGCACUCAAUAUAGUUACUAAGCUUUCCAGGAGUGGAUGUUCCAGGAAAUUCACCCCAGGGUCCGACUGCAUAACACUGAGGAGAAACUGUCAAAAACAAAAAGGCUCUGCCGACCUCGGUUAUCAUGUUAAAUGUUAAAGUUCACAACACUAUAAUAAUAAAAAAAAAGACUGAACAGGUAUGACUUGUUUGGAAGGGUGGCCACAUGAAAACCAAACAUCAUUGGUACAAACACUUCAUAUCACCUGUCAAGCACCAUGUUUUGCAGCCACAGGCAAUUUGCAGUUAUUGAAUCAAGCGUGAACUCUUCUGUAUGUCAAAGUACUCUAAAGUCAAACGUGAAGCCACCCGUUUGACAGCUGAAGUUUAGGUGAGUCCAGGUCAUGUGAAAGGACAAUGAUCCCAAGCGCAACAGCAAAUAAACCGAAUGGCUGAAAAAGAGAAGAGUCGAGGUGUUGCAGUGGCCCACAGAAAGUCCAGACAUUGACAGAGCUGUGCAUAAAUAAAUGCCUGCAAACCUCAGUGAUCUGCAGCAAAGAUGCAAUGAGUGGCACAAAAUUCCUCUGAUAGAAUCACACAGAAAAGCAGUUAGUUGAAGUUAUUGCUGCUGAAGAUGGGUUUUACAAAUUAUUGAAUUUCAAAAAAACAAACAAACAAAAAAAAAAAAACAGCUUCUGCAUUUUUACUUUACUUUUUGUCUGAGGUUAUAUUUACAUAAUUUAAGGAGCAGAUUAUUUUGUAUCAUUACAUCCUGUAAAUAAAACCUUAGAACUGAAAGAGUAUGUACUUUCUUUUUAACAUGACUACAUAAUAACAAUGAUAAUGUGUUUUUAUUAUAAAGGUUAACUCGUGCCAAGAGUUUAUCUCAGUGAUGAACUACUCUUGAUUUCCCUGUCAUUUAUAAAUAUAAUGCAACAUGCAAUCACAGGAAAUGUCAGAUCUUUUACCCCUUGUUUUGUGUAUGCAUGUAGGA